GAUCCUGGGGCAUUGUGAAAUGGCAAGAGGCUGCAGCCGGCCCGCCUGCCUUGUCCGCUGAGCCCUCUACCCGCACGGCUUCGGCCCCGCCCCUACCCCACGCCCCCCGGGCGAGCGGUUAAAUCCCCCCUUCCGGGCGGCGCCUCACUCCCGCCCCGGCGAGCACCAUGCCUAGCUGCCGCCUCGGUCUGCUCGUCGCUGCCCUCCUCCUUGGCCUGCUGCUGGGCCUCCCCCCGGUCACAGGCACAGGGGCAGAGAAAUCAGGCGUGUGCCCCUCGCUGGAGGUGGACCUGAAUUGCACGCAGGAGUGCCUCUCGGAUGGGGAAUGCGCGGACAAUCUCAAGUGCUGCCGGGCCGGCUGCGCCACCGUCUGCCAGAUGCCCAAUGAAAAGAAGGGUUCCUGCCCUCAGGUGGACAUCGCCUUCCCCCAGCUCGGCCUCUGCCUGGACCAGUGCCAGGUGGACAGCCAGUGUCCUGGUCUGUUGAAAUGCUGCCACAAUGGUUGCGGGAAAGUGUCCUGUGUCACACCUGUCUUCUGAGCCACCAGCCUGAGGAGUGGGGGAGUGGAAGUGUCUGCCUGGCCCUGUCCGGCUCCAGCCCAGCGCCCUCCUCCCUUCCUGGCCUCUGUGCUCCCUCCUGAGCGGCCACAGCUGCUUCUUUUCCAACCAAUAAAGUGACCACUUCCAGCACC
Balaenoptera ricei (Rice's whale) is the source of this 691-nucleotide messenger RNA. RefSeq names its product WAP four-disulfide core domain protein 2. The transcript has 4 exons. Gene Ontology annotation, biological process: innate immune response; antibacterial humoral response. Bases 168 to 539 code for a protein of 123 amino acids. The record is from RefSeq and is a predicted model, not a curated record. Lineage: Eukaryota; Metazoa; Chordata; Mammalia; Artiodactyla; Balaenopteridae. Gene Ontology annotation, molecular function: peptidase inhibitor activity. Gene Ontology annotation, cellular component: extracellular region.